Molecule: messenger RNA, 1239 nt
Organism: Lactuca sativa (garden lettuce)
Lineage: Eukaryota; Viridiplantae; Streptophyta; Magnoliopsida; Asterales; Asteraceae
Source: RefSeq, a predicted model, not a curated record
AUGGCGGCGAUGAUGGCUAAGCUCGAUAGUUUAGAUAGAAGGACGACAAAAAUGGAUCAAACAAUCCAUGCCAUUCGAGUUGGAUGCGAGUACUGUAGAGGGCCUCAUCUCAUGAAGGAUUGUGACUUGGAUGAAAAUGGAAACAAGAAGGCGCAAGUGUUAUACUCAAGUGGCGAUCGAUAUGACGAGAAUUGGCGGAAACCAAAGAAGGAAUGGCUCCCGUACGAAGAGUAUAAAAGGGCAAAAGAAGAGAAAUACAAGCAGAAAGAGAGGGGUUACUAUCAAAUGGAAGAACCGGUUAUGGAAAAGAAAGCCGAUUUAGAAGAAAUGUUCACUAGAUUCAUAGCCGUGUCCGAAAAAAGACACAAUCAUCAUGAUGAUGCAAUACAAGAGACCAGAAAUAUGCUAAGGAAUCAACAGGAAUCUAUUCUCAAUAUUGAGAAACAGCUAGUACAACUUGCACAUCAAGUGAACGAGAGAAGACCAGGUCAACUUCCAAGUAACACCGAGAAUAAUCCGAGAAUGGAGAAUGUGAAUGUUGUGACCUCCAACUAUGGAGAAAUUUUCACCCCUGCACAGAAGAUCUCCAAGGUGAAUAUAGAAAAGGCAGAAGAGUCGGCUCUAGCUAAACCCGACCAGACUCGCAGAGUCCCUCUAAUGGACUCAACGAGUCCAUGCGCUGAUGACAAAACUGUUAUUCCCUCAAAGCCCUACAAUCCCCCUUUGCCAUUCCCAAUCAGAGCCAUGCCUGUUGAAAAGGUUAAAGUUUAUAGAGUUUUCAUGGAGCAUGUUCGAGCCCUUCAAGUCAACGUUCCAUUUGUAGAAACAAUGAUUCAAACGCCCAACUAUUUUAACUUGCUAAAGGGUCUCUUUGCUGCUAAGAAAGAUUUAGCUAAAGUUGCAGAGACAGUAUUGAGUAAGCUACCAGAAAAGAAGGGCAAUCCGGGAAGCAUCAUAAUUCCUUGUCAAUUUGGAGAUGUACUUGCUACUCAAGCGUUGACCGAUUCGGGUGCAAGUAUCAACUUAAUGCCCUUCUCUUUCUUCAAGAAGCUGCAUUUACCGGAGCGAAGGCCUGUAAAUAUGAAGAUCGAUUUGGCGGAUAAGACGACUAUUAAUCCAAGAGGUGUUUGUGAAGAUCUUCUCAUCAAGGUAGACAAAAAAAAUUUCCCGUGGACUUUGUGGUACUUCAUAUGGAAGAAGACCCCGAAAUUUCAAUUAUUUUGGGGAGAUCAUUUUUGA